AUGCGUUGCUUUCUGGAGGCCAUGUCCAGGGCAGCAGCCAGUCACAUCGUGAGCGGAGGCGAUCCCGAAGCGGUGCCCUCGUCUGAGGAGCAAGAUCUGUUCUUCGCGCAGCAAGUCGGCGCUCAUAUUGUGCCGCUAGCUCGCCAGCGACAGCAGCACUUCGAGAGACGCACUGCCGCCGUUCUGGCCGCUACCAUCCUGGGCAUCGCGGGGGCCAUCGUUGCGCUGAGCGGUCGUGAGAAAGGGGGUGUCGUGUUCCCAGGCCCCGUCAGCGAAGAAGCUUCCAGCCUCGGAGUUGCGGUGUGCAUAUCUGGCCAAAUGGCCCGCCUGGAGAUCGACAGCAAAAUUCAGAAUAUCGCAGAACCCAUCGCCAAUUUCGUCAACGUUGACUUUUUCUUGUCUCUUGGGGUUGGUGGUGCAGUUUACAAUAACCAGGAGACGGACACCACGGGCGAGGAGGGAUGCAGCAGCACCGCCUCUUCAGUGGAGGCAGUGAAAGAGGCAUUCGCGCCUGACUUCAGGGGCGGCAGGUUGGAACCCCACAAGAGCGAGAACGUCGCGCUGGAUAGGUGGCCAAUGUUGUACAAGUGCAAGCACCCGAGUAAUACUUACUCUGACCGUUCAGCCAGGGCUAAACACAUUGCCAACGUGAUGAGCCAGAUGAGACACCAACAGGAAUGUGCCGAUCUCAUUCAAGAGCACGAGGAGUCCACAGGUGGCCGAUACGAUCUCGUGUUGAAGGUGCGAGACAACACUCUUGCGUUGCGACCGGUGGUGCCAGAGAAGCUUCUGAAUGUCACGGAGGUCACUUUCAAGCAUUGCGCGUCUUGGGGGGGUCUUCAGGACAAGGUCAUGCUACUUCCGCGCAGCUACCUUGAGAAGACGCUGGGUGACAUCUAUCGUUCCAUGCUCGCGGUUACGAACGACCCAGUGUUGGAUCCGAGGCUGAAGAAGAUGUCAAUGGAGUCAAUCAAUACCGAGCAGGUCCUGAAACAUGUGAUCGUCGCCAACGGCGUUCCUUAUCGCCAGAUGAAGUUUGACGAAGAGACCAACGAAUCGCAUGGCUCUGAUUAUUUGCCUUUUGUGGACGGCAGGUGCCAUUCAGGGGGCACGUCUGGCAGUGAAGACCGGUGGUGUGUCGUUUCGCGUUGCAAGGAUUGCUACCCACGGGCGCCCUGGGCAUUCAACGCGUCCUGCUCGGUCGACAUGCACACCGGACAGAUAUCGAAACCGAUCAACUUCACUGUGAAGUGUCGAUAG
Molecule: messenger RNA, 1260 nt
Organism: Prorocentrum cordatum
Lineage: Eukaryota; Dinophyceae; Prorocentrales; Prorocentraceae
Source: the annotation of a GenBank genome assembly